AUGUCUAAUAGAAGAAAACCUAGUAGAUGGAGAGGACAGUCAUCUAGUAGAGGUAGCCAAAAUUGUUAUCGAACAGAUGACUUUUACAAUAAUAGACCGCAUAGACCCAUAAUAAAGAAAGAUGAUGGAUCACUGGGAAUUUCGAGUGAAAAUAAUUAUAGCUAUCCACAAAGGUCAAAUCAUCGAUAUAACAGCAAUGGUAACACAGGUUGGAACAGCGGGUACAGGUACAAACAGCCAGGCCCAAAGGUGCGGAGAUAUAAUUCAGAACACUCCAAGAGCUUCUCUUCACAUUUCAGGGACGAAGAUGAUGGACUUACUGGAGAUAUGCGGUCAUCAACUCCAGAUAACGACGAUGUACUUCCCGACUAUAGACAAAGCCCAGAUCACUUCACAGAACCACAAAAUAAGGUUAGAAGAAUGAAUAGAAACGAGAAAUCGAACACAAAUCCACUAGUAAUAUGUACCAAAAGAGUUGAUUAUAAGAUAAAUGAGCAGGAGGAACGGAACACAACUAUAAAUGAUUCCCAUCGACGUUACUCGUCCGGUUUAUCCGGUAGCGAGUCUGUAUCAGACACAAACUUAGCUGACGGUAGCGCAUUUCGUUUCCGUCAUGGUCCAUCAGAUUUUAGCAAGGCCAAGGAAAGACAUUAUAGAGAUUAUGAGAAUGAAACAGAAGAAAAAAUGGAUGAUGGUAACAACCCUCGAGGCUUAAAGACAAGUCUUCUAAAUAGAUAUGAUGAAUCGACCAAUUCCUUUUACAGUCAACCAGUUCACAACACAACAAAUGGGCAGUUUGCAGAGGAUAGAAAUCAAACAACUGAGCGAAUAAAUGGGGUUGCCCAUUUCUCAAAAACACCAACGACACAAGGUAACCUGAACUCAGAGAAUCUGAACCACCACAGCUCGCCGUCUUCAGAUAUAUUGAAGUCUCCUGAGAAUGGCGGAAAUGUUACAACACCUUCCCUUUCCACCCCUCAAGGCCGUUCAGGGAUGGAGGUGGCAGACAAAGCUACCCCCACAACCUUAGAGGACGACCACUCAGUAGUAGAGGGAUCAGAAUCAAAGGAACUUUUAAAAACCAGCGCGGAAAGCACUACUUGUGUGUCUAAGAUUCCUAUGCCGGCACCAGAACAUAUUCAGGAUAUCAAAGAAUCACUCAAUCGUCCUAUAACGGCAGCGAGUAUAGACCCUGUAGAAGUUGUAGCCGUGCAACAUGAAUCAAAUGACGUCCCUAUUGGUGAGAACAAAGAUGCACCAUUAACUAGCCCCCCUGGUAAUGGCGAAAAGGUAGAAACCCAAUUGACGGAAAAGACAGAGAGGGAUGUCGAAGGUAAUACAGACAACGCCACAGACGAAUUGCCAAACGCAGGUAUGAACAAAGAAAAAAGAAGUACUCUAAUUGAAUCUGGCAAAGAAAGGACUGCUGUAGUGCCUACAUCUUCAAGCGAUUCACUAACUGAUCAGAAUCCCAACCUUCAUAACAAGAAGACCAAUUCAUCAUCUUUACAGCUAAAACGAAAAGGAAGCUUUUCAACCGAUACUAAAUUUAAAAUGGACACUAGUACAACUUCACCGCAUGAAAUAGGCAAAACUAUCGGUACAUCAACUCAUUCCGACGGCAGAUAUGUCACCAAUACUUUGGAUGUUCCCAACACAAGGAAGGAUUCUCAGCUCACACAAGCAGAUAGUCCAGGUGACGUUCAUGUAGUAGAAGAAAGGGACCCACCCGGAAAAUGGAAAGAGGAAGAGCAUAGUUACAUGCCGGAAUCAGUUUAUCUAAACUCGUCAAGCUCAAUGCCUCAGAAAGACAGCACGAAUAGUGGAUCAACAACAGGAGAGGAGACUUUGAAAGAUCACUCGGUAAAAAAAAUAAACUUGGCAGCUAGUCAAGUAAAGGGCCAAGAGCCCCCUCAAACAAAACAUUCGCAAAGCCAUUCUUCCGAUUUCUGCAUGGGUAGUGAUAUUUUGUCACAUUAUCAGGGUCAAAGUAACUCGUUACAAGACACAAGUACACCAGCUUUUCAACCUGCACUAUCUUCUGCAACCACUGAGCGACAAUUAAUGAUGGAACGAUCCACAGGAUCUGUCCCUUCACAAAUUGAAACCUUGACCACAACGACCGAGCUGAAUAUUUCUACGAAAGAAGAUAAAAAGUCGUUUGAACCUGUAACACCACUACAAACAGACAGCAAAGUUUCUCUUUCCACUGAAAAGAGGACAGAGGCACAGUUGGAGGCUGGUGGCAAUGGAGUUAUUUUACCAAAGAGCACUAAUAACUCUCCUCAUUCGAAAUCCAGUAGUCCCGUCAUCGACAUGGUCAAAUCCAAUUUGCAAGUUGGAAAGAGGCCAGUUUUUGAAUCUGACGAAGAUCGUAAAGCAGUUAUAGAUUGUAAGAGGGUGCAAUCAACUAACAGUGACUUACUUGUAUCAAAUACAAGUCCGACAAGUAGAACAAAUAAUGAAGUCCCGGAGAAAAAGGCAUUACAGCAGAUGAAUGGGGAAAAGAAGGAGCUGAGUUCAAUUGCAAACGAUACCAUUCAGGCAGAACAAAAGGAAAAGCAAGAUGCUCUGGUCAAUUUCGAAACAGCAGGUAAUUUGGUGCCAGUUAUAAGCAAAGAAGUUCUCACUUCGGGCGACACAAUCGGAAAGAAGAAAGAAACGACGAAAGACACACCGCGGGUCUCUACGGUAGAAGCGCCCGUUAGCGAUCUUGGUGCCGAUACUCCCAGUAAGUCUCCAACUGCCAAAGAGCAAAACGAAAAAUAUAUUGAGCCUCUAAUAGUCGGGUCAAAAGAAGCGGAGGUGCAACAAUACACGGUUUCUUUGCAGGGGGAGAUAAGCAAAACUAUUAACGACGAUGAUUAUACCCAACGCGAAAACACCGCUCUCAACAAAAGCUCUACACUCGAUAUUAGUGGGGAAAAGUCUGUCUUGUAUGAUCGUGACAGUGUAACAGAAAAGCUUGGUCUGCUUGAUGUGAAUAUUGUAAAAGAGGGCGGCAGAGAACAGAUGCUGAUGCCACGAGAGGGCCAAGCUGACACAACUUCGCCGACCCAGUCAACUAUUAGAAGGGACGAGGAUAGUACUUCUCCCAAUGACCAAAGCAUUUUCGUUGGGAGAAACAAUUUACCCGCCAUUAUUGGAAGAUCAGGCGAUGGGCUCAAAACCUCUAGUGAUGCGGAAAGUGUGGAAACAGCGAAAUUGGGAGCUAUUAACAAAACUAGCACUUUCAAAAUUGAAAAACUUGAAAGUAAGGUAAAAAAGUUGCGCAAAACAAGAAAGCUACUAGAAGGGCAUGUCUCCACACUUUCAGAAGAUAUAAUAAACUAUGAAAAGAGGUUGACAGGUGCGCUGGGAAAACUCGACUAUCUUAACAAAACAAAUAACGAUCUUUUGAAAUCAUACAACACACUUUGUUUUAAAAUGACAGACCAUCUCAGCGACACAAGAGUUUCAUUUGCUGAAAACAAGCAACAUCCUUGCCCAGUAUCAGUGGAAGAGAUAAAAGAGGUUUCUGCCCCAGUGUCAGAUACUGACUCUGGUGAUUCUGUGACGAAUUUACUGGACAAUAAAAUUAUCCGGCGGAUCAGCGAAUUCGAAAUACUCGAACUCGAGGUGUCGGAAAAGCAAAAAACUCUGCUCAAUGAAGAGGCAGAGGACUUGCAAGUUUCAAGUGAAAGCCCAUUUCUUAAACAGCUGAAAGAACGAUUGAUUGAGACUGAAAAAAAAAUGAUUGAUACCCAAAAACUGAUGGACACCCGGGUACUGAACUUGAAUAAUAUGGUUGUCCAACUAAGCAGAAGAAAAUUUGAGCUUGAAAAGGAAUUAGCGAGUCAUAAACAAUACCUUGUUAAAACCAGCACUUAUAUCGAGAAAAUGUCGGAAGAGAUGCAGAAGAAGAAAGCGGCAACCACAGAUGACGGAACUGUUCUUCUUUUGAAACAGGAAUUGAAAAAGGAAAAGGAAAUGAAUAAAAACUUGAGAGUACUGAUAGAUUCAAAUAAUGUCACCACAUCAAAACAAAUGCAGGUUCUGACCCAACACCUCAAUGACGUAUCAUUGAAGUUUAAUAUACUAUCAAACACGUAUAGGCAGUUGUUUGAAGAAUACACUGUACAGAAGAGUAAACUAAGGUUAUUAAGACAGACUGGGAAACAAAUGGAGACAACACAGAGGGACUUAGAAGACACCAUUACGAAACAAGAGGGAACAAUCAAGAGUUUAUCAUCUUCCGAUCGGGACCACACUUUGGACAAGACUGCAAUUUUUUGGAAGAAAAUGUAUGAGACUGUCCGAUCUGAAAAGGAUGCAGAAAAAUCAAAGUGGCAGGCUGAAGUUGCAAGAUUGCACAAAUACUAUAAUAAUGCAUUGGGAGAGAGGGAAAGUGCUGUCAAAAAACCAUCAGAGGUUUCUUCAGUAGGUGAAACUGAGCCAGCUCAUUCAAUAAAGCCCCAGACAUUAACUUUGUUCAUGAAGAAUAAUAACCUAAACAAUAAGGACAUUCCUGUUUUAAAAAGUUCGUUUGACUUGGUUCCUCAUUAUUCGAAUCUUAUACCCUCGACACAAGAGCCUGAACAGAAAAGCGGGUAG
This is a messenger RNA of Huiozyma naganishii CBS 8797, 4593 nucleotides long. RefSeq lists its product as uncharacterized. The record is from RefSeq and is a predicted model, not a curated record. Lineage: Eukaryota; Fungi; Ascomycota; Saccharomycetes; Saccharomycetales; Saccharomycetaceae. Bases 1 to 4593 code for a protein of 1530 amino acids. The transcript has a single exon.